Molecule: messenger RNA, 2349 nt
Organism: Alternaria arborescens
Lineage: Eukaryota; Fungi; Ascomycota; Dothideomycetes; Pleosporales; Pleosporaceae
Product: Ribosome biogenesis protein
Exons: 2
Coding region: 1-2349 (782 amino acids)
Biological process (GO): ribosome biogenesis; maturation of LSU-rRNA from tricistronic rRNA transcript (SSU-rRNA, 5.8S rRNA, LSU-rRNA)
Cellular component (GO): preribosome, large subunit precursor; PeBoW complex
Molecular function (GO): ribonucleoprotein complex binding; protein binding
Source: RefSeq, a predicted model, not a curated record
AUGUCUGUCAAUCCGCGCAAGAGAAAGGUAGUUACGCGCCCGGCGCCCGAGCCAAGCGAAUCGGAGGACGAGCUGGGCGACGGAUUGCUGGAAGGCAUCUUGUCGCAUUCCGAGGACGACUCGGACGACAGCCAAGAUGAAGAUGCCGAUACCGAUGCCAGCAGUGUGAUCGAGGGCCUGUCUGACGAAGACGAAGAGGAGGAGGAAGACAGCGACUCGGAGCAAAUUCGUGAGGAAAUGCGCAAUCUGAACACCUCAGAUGUUCCGCUGCGCAAGAAGAAUGGAGUACCAACACAUGAGAUGGAUCUGGACGCCUAUGGCAAUGCAACAGGAGCAUUGGACGAUGAUGAAGAUCUCAAGCCCAACUACACUGUCACAACGGACGCGCACGGCAAUACUCGUUACAUCUACAAGGAAAUCGACCCAGUCUACGAGUCGGACGAUUCUGACGCCGAAGCUACGAACACGAUCGGCAACAUCGACCUCAAGUACUACGAUGAAUACCCGCAUAUUGGCUACGAUAUCAAUGGCAAGAAGAUCAUGCGCCCAGCAAAGGGCGAAGCACUGGACGCGCUGUUGGACAGCAUCGACAUACCGAAGGGUUGGACAGGCUUGACGGAUCCUCAGACAGGAAAGCCGCUGAACCUGACGGACGAGGAGCUGCAGGUACUCAAGAAGCUCACAAGGAACGAGGUGGUCGAGGAUGGAUAUGACCCAUACCCAGAGAUGGUCGCCUACUUCUCUGGCCACCAGGAGAUUAUGCCACUGAGCGCUGCACCAGAGCCUAAGCGACGAUUCAUUCCUUCCAAGCACGAGGCGAAGCGUGUCAUGAAGCUCGUCAAGGCGAUCAGAGAAGGCAGGAUCCAGCCGUACAAGGCACCUGAGGAGCAGGAAGAGGAGCAGGACGUUUUCACUUUCGAUGUAUGGGCCGACGAGAAGCCACGACCAGACAACUCAAUGCAUAUUCCUGCGCCUAAGCUGCCACCACCUGGCUACGAAGCGAGUUACCACCCACCGCCCGAGUAUCUACCGGAUAAGGCUGAGGAGCAGGCAUGGCUGGAACAAGACGAGGAGGACCGAGAGACGGACUUCCUGCCCAAGGACUACGCUGCGUUGCGCAAGGUUCCUGGUUAUGAGACAUUCGUCAAGGAGCGAUUUGAGCGAAGCUUGGAUCUCUACCUGGCUCCUCGUAUUCGAAGGAAUCGACUGAAUAUCGACCCUGAAUCACUUCUCCCCAAGCUACCUAACCCGGAGGAACUGAAGCCUUUCCCAACUACCUGCGCGGCGAUAUUCCGUGGACAAGAAGGACGCGUCCGUUGUGUAUCGAUCGAUCCCAACGGUAUCUUUGUUGCGAGCGGAGGUGACGAUGGCUAUGUGAGAAUCUGGGAGAUUUUGACAGGUCGCCAAGUCUGGAAUGCAAAGUUGUCAGAUGAAGAGGCCGUGGAUGCCGUACAAUGGAGACCUACCAAGGACGCCGCCGUAGUCGCUGCGGCUUGUGGCGAGAACGUCUAUCUCAUCGUACCUUUCACUCUUCUGUCACCCGACAUUGAGCAGGCCAGUCGCGAAGUUCUCGACGCAGGUUGGGGUUACGCAACGUCGAAGCCGAAAUCAAAUGAUGGUGAAGCACCCAAGCAAGCACCUGGCAAAUGGUCCCGUCCUGGAGCUCGCCUUGAAAACAAGGGCGUCCUGGUUCAAGUCGAAGUCCGAUCAGCUGUCAAGAUUGUCAACUGGCACCGGAGAGGAGACUACUUCGCCACAGUAUCGCCUCGGGGUCAAAGCACAGCAGUAGCCAUUCACACCGUCUCAAAACAUCUCACUCAACUUCCCUUCCGCCGCUUGAAGGGUAUCGCUCAAACCGCACAGUUCCACCCUUCCAAGGCUAUCUUCUUUGUCGCUACCCGCAACACCAUCCGCAGCUACGAUCUCGCCAAGCAGGAACUCGUUAAAAUCUUGCAACCAGGUGCCAAGUGGAUCUCCUCGAUUGACGUACAUCCUGGUGGUGACAACAUCAUCGUCGGAACAUACGACAAGCGCCUCCUUUGGCACGAUCUCGACCUCUCCAACAAGCCCUACAAGACUCUUCGUUUCCACAAGGAGGCUAUCCGUGCAGUACGCUUCCAUCAAGGUGGUCUACCUCUUUUUGCCGAUACCUCCGACGACGGCACCAUCCAAAUUUUCCAUGGAAAGGUUGUAGGCGACCUAAUGGAGAAUGCAACUAUCGUACCCCUGAAGGUAUUGCGUGGACACAAGGUCAAGAGCAGGUUGGGUGUCAUGGGCCUAGACUGGCAUCCUAGGGAGCCGUGGUGUGUGUCGGCUGGUGCAGACGGAACAUUGAGGUUAUGGAGCUAG